AUGGCUCAUGACCCGCUUUAUGAUCCGGAACGCUUUCAACCCUUAACUAAACCACCACCAAUCAAAGUUCCACGAACUUGCGAAAGAUGUUCCGGAGACUAUAUCGAUAUGUGUUGUUUUGCGUGUGAGAAGAAAGAGUUGCCAAAGAUGUGGACAAGUGGAAAUGUGAUUGUUGAUAAUUUUAUAAAGGAAAUUCAAUCAAAAGCGAAUAAUCAGCAGUCUUAUUUGCAAUGGUUGAGAUAUGAGUCGUUUAGCGAGAUCAAAGAUAUGGGCAAGAUUGGGAAGAAGAAUAUUUAUUCAGCGAUUUGGUUGGAAGGACCAAUCACUAGACAACCUACUCCUUGGGCAGUACAGAAUAACUGUAAGGUGAUUCUUAAAGAGAUAGAACGAGAAGAGAUAAAUUUGGUUUCAUUCCUUGAUGAGGUUCGUGCACAUCAUCAAUUUCGCGGAAUACACGAAAGUCGUGUGCUACGUUGUUUUGGAAUUUCGAGAAAUCCCUCAACGAAUGCUUGGGUAAUGGUCAUGGAAUAUUUCUCAGAUGGUGAACUUGGACAUUGUCUUCGAGAAAAGUAUUCGCAAUUGAAUUGGGAUCAUAAAAUCUCAAUACUGGAGGACAUUUCCAAUGGACUUGCGAAAAUUCAUGAAUCUCAAUCUGCACUUAAAGAUUUUCAUGGCGGAAAUAUUUUAAUAAACUCACUGGAAGGUCGAGCAGUGAUUGCUGACAUGACUUUAUCUGACGAUUCAGAAAUUGAUGCGUUCCGUGCGGCUGAUUUACCACAACCUCAUGUAUUACACUCAUAUUCGGAAUUAAAAGCCGGUUCUGAGCAUCCAGAUGCAAUAUACACCACACGAGAUUUUGACUAUCCUCCGCUUGAAAAAGUCACGUGUGAAUAUGAAAGCGAAGAUGAAUCUUUUCCAACGAAUUUCGGUCAAUUAUGGAAUGAAAGCGAAGACGAACAUGGCUCAAAAUUAAAACGAUCCAACACUUUUCUUCAGCUGAAACAAACCAGUGAGCGAAGAGCAAUGGCGAAAUUCGCUCAUUUAGAACCGCUAAUUGAUCACAAAGUUGUCUUAAAGCAUCUUGACAAUUCUUAUCAUCUCUCGUUGGAAUUUAUAAACGAGUUAAAAGCUUAUUAUUAUACAUGUGCCAAAGUUACUGGAAUUCCUCUCGCACAUUGCUACGGUUUCUCGCAAGACCCAAAGACAGGAAAUUACGUCAUCGUAUAUGAAUAUGUACCCGAUGGCGACCUCGGUCAUUGUCUAAAAACACAAUUUUCAAAUUGGACAUGGUGGCAUAAACUCAAAAUUCUUAACGGAAUCACCAUAGCUCUUCACGCAAUCCACAAAUCCGGACUCGCUCACAAAUGUUUACAUUUAGGCAAUGUCCUUGUGAAUGGCACGAGGGCGUCUCUCGUAGACAUGGGACUAAAUCGACCGGCUGAUAAAUACAAUACCAAAGAGGUGUAUGGCGUGCUUCCUUUUAUUGCCCCGGAAGUCUUAAGCGGACGACCUUAUACACCGGCGGCAGAUGUCUAUAGUUUCGCCAUGAUAAUGUGGUCGUUGACAACUGGCGAACGUCCGUAUAAAUCUAAAGAAUACAAUGAAGAUCUAGCGAUUGCUGUAUGCCAUGGACUUCGACCCACCAUUAUCGACGGCACGCCACAUUGCUACUCGGCAAUUAUGAAAAAAUGUUGGGAUCCUGAUCCGAAUAAACGACCCGAUUCGAAAUAUUUGAAACAAAUGUUUUAUUAUUGGGAAGAAAAUAUGCGUAUGCACGAAAUCCUUGAUUCCACAGAUUACGUUGGCGAAGAUGUGGAAAAAAUGAAACGGCAUCUAUUUCAAUUUCUACAAUCGGAUGACCGAAUGUAUUCCCCUGACGGAUACAAUAAAAACAAUAUAGUCUCGGAAAAUCCUCUGGGUAUAUACACAAGUCGUAAACUGGACUUUGUCAUGCGUCGAAAGUCUUCGCGUGCUGAACCUGAAUCAAGUCGAUCGAUUAAUACACGUUCAAUUUCGACUCUCGUAUCUUCCGAACCACAACGGCGUAAAUAUUCGGAGAUUAUAAAUGAGCAUGGAUCAAUUGUCGAUUAUGAUCAAGAUAACUAUAUGAAUGGAAAUUUAUUAACGAUCAUUACGGAAACAGGAAAACAAAUCGAACGAAUAUCAGAUAUUUUCCGAACUCAUGGAUAUGCCAAUGAUUUCAAUUCAUAUGGUAAAAAUUACGACGAAGAAUCCGAUUCCAAUCCUGUUGAAUCAACAUCUCUGCAAGAUGACUUUAAGCUUGUUGUCGAUGAUGUAGACCCCGAUUAUACUGCCAUACCACCGCAAACACACGGUUGUCGACCAAGAAGUGCUUCAAAUUUAGAGAAUGCUCAAAAGUCUGGAGGAUUAGGUCAUUUUCGACCUCGUAGUGUGUCAGACUCCUCAAAAACCAGUGCACCCCCAACACCAAUAGGAAUAACUUUUAUACAAAAUAAACCACACAGCAACAAACAAGAUGAAGGAUAUCAUACAAAUUCCGCCACUCCAGCAAACAGCUAUGAGGAAAAGAGUCAGAUAACGAAAUCUUCUUCGCACUAUUCGAUGAAGAAUGAUACUUCUUUUCUUCCGUGGAAUCAGCCUCCGUCAACAACAGAUACGAAGCAUGAUACUUCUCUUCCGUGGAAUCAGCCUCCGUCAACAACAGCAUCUUCUUCGUACUAUUCAACUAAUAAAGAGAUGAAGAAUGAUACUACAUCUUUUCCGUGGAACCAACCUCCAUCAACAACAGUAUCUUCUUCGUACUAUUCAACCAAUACAGAGAUGAAGAAUGAUACGUCUCUUCCGUGGAAUCAGCCUUCGUCGACAACAAUAUCUUCUUUGUACUAUUCAACCAAUACAGAGAUGAAAAACGAUACUGCGUUGAUUCAUCCCCCGUCAACAAUAGUAUCUUCGUAUUAUCCAACCAACACAGAAAUGAAGAAUGAUACUUCAUCUCUUUCAUCGAUUCAGCCCCCGUCAACAGAUAUGAAGAAUGAUACUUCUCCAACUGCUGCUUCUAUAGCAAGACGAGGCGAAUUCUCGCGGUCGCUUUCGGAUGCAUUGAGCGUUCACGGAAAUGGUAGUUCGAUCUUUGUUGUUUCUGUUGAUAUUUAG
This is a messenger RNA of Ambispora gerdemannii, 3135 nucleotides long. Lineage: Eukaryota; Fungi; Glomeromycota; Glomeromycetes; Archaeosporales; Ambisporaceae. The record is from the annotation of a GenBank genome assembly.